AAAAACAUGUAAAUAUUAUUUUUAUAUUUCGGAAAAUGAAUUUGGAUAGUUUAAAGCAAAAAUUAAAAAGGAUUGCAGAUAAACAAAAACCUGAUAAGAAUAAUGAAGAGCUAGAAGAUACUUAUUUUCAGGAAUAUCUGAGUGAAUGGAAGAAAAAGGAUGUCCGAACGAAGGAAAGAAUUCCAAAGUUUUUUAAUAAGAUUCCAAAAGAAAAUGAACCACUUCGGGUCAAAUUGAGGGAGGAGAGCAGAUCAAAUUUAUUUAAGAGAAAAAAUUUACAGCUUUUAAACAACAAUGAACUAAAAGAAUUGUGGGUGCUUUUAGAUCAGAACCAAAGUAAUAAAGAAGAACAAUUGAUUACUUAUGCAGACUUUCAGAAAGUAGCUACUUUAGCAGGGGCAAAAGUCAAGCCAUAUUUUACUUCAGUCCUGUUUGCCAAAUUACAACAAGGUGAUCCUCAAGGAAGAGUAUCAAUCAUGUCAUUAUUUAACUAUGUUAUGAGAAAAGUUUGUUUAGAUCAGACUAGAAUUGGUUUGUCAUUAUAUGAUGCUACUGGCCAAGGAUAUCUUACAGAAGUAGAUUUAGAAAACUAUAUUACAGAGUUACUACCAACUCUCCCACAAUUAGAUGGAUUAGAGAAAUCUUUUCAUACUUUUUAUGUAUAUACAGCUGUGAGGAAAUUUUUAUUCUUUCUUGGUGUUGUUAGAACAGGUCGAGUAAGAAUUUUAGACAUAUUAGCCUGUUCGUUUCUAGAUGAUUUGUUAGACUUAGGAGAUCAAGAACUCAGUAAAGAAUUACAAGAACAAAAUUGGUUUAGUGCUCCUUCAGCAUUAAGAAUUUAUGGACAUUAUUUGAACUUGGAUAGAAAUCAUAAUGGUCUUUUAAGUAAGGCUGAGUUUGCCGGAUAUGGAUCAGGAACCCUUACACAACCUUUUUUGGAUAGUGUAUUUCAGACGUGUUUGACUUACGGGGGAGAAAUGGAUUACAGAACAUAUCUGGACUUGGUGCUUGCAUUGGAGAAUAGAAAUGAACCACAAGCCUUGGCGUAUUUGUUCAGGAUAUUGGAUAUUAAGAAAUGUGGAUACCUGGAUGCCUUUACACUGAAAUAUUUCUUUAGAGCAAUCCAAGAUCAAAUGAAGGCACAUGGAGCAGAACCAGUAUCUUUUGAAGAUGUUAAAGAUGAACUGUUUGAUAUGGUACGACCCAAAGAUCCUGAAAAGAUUACUCUUGAUGAUCUCUUAGCCUGUGGCCAUGGUGAAACAUUUGUUAAUAUUUUAAUAGAAUUCCAUGGUUUUUGGGCAUAUGAGAAUCGUGAAUCUGUUUCUUCAGAUCCUUCACAGGAUUAAUAUUAAUACUUUUAUAUAAUAAAAUUUUGUAUUAUUAGAAUUUUUAUUUAAUAUUGUUUAUGUAUUUUACCUUCUCU
Diabrotica balteata is the source of this 1423-nucleotide messenger RNA. Lineage: Eukaryota; Metazoa; Arthropoda; Insecta; Coleoptera; Chrysomelidae. The record is from the annotation of a GenBank genome assembly.